Messenger RNA from Monopterus albus (swamp eel), 1779 nucleotides. Its product is annotated as E3 ubiquitin-protein ligase TRIM39-like. The transcript is spliced from 8 exons. The coding region runs from base 53 to 1693 and encodes 546 amino acids. The record is from RefSeq and is a predicted model, not a curated record. NCBI's taxonomy places the organism in Eukaryota, Metazoa, Chordata, Actinopteri, Synbranchiformes, Synbranchidae. Gene Ontology annotation, molecular function: zinc ion binding; protein binding.
CAGAGCUGCCACUGAGGACAAGAGUGUGACCAGAUUAGGAGAAGUAUCUAUAAUGUCCUCUUUAGGUAAUAUGUUGCCAGAAAAACAGCUGCAUUGCACCAUCUGUCAGCAAGUGUUCACCGAACCAGUGACCACUCCCUGUGGACACAACUUUUGCCAGGCCUGCAUCCAUAGUUUGUGGGACAGCAGUGAUGUCUGCCAGUGCCCCACCUGUAACAGACCAUUCACCUCUCAGCCUGAAAUAAGUAUCAACACGGCCUUCAAAGAUCUGGUGGAUGCAUUUAGAAAAAUGAUAGUUGGCUCGUCGGCUUUGCCGCUGCCUGCAGCCAGACCUGGUGAGGUGGUGUGUGACGUCUGCGCUGCCACGUCCCUGCAGGUGAAGGCCCUGAAGUCCUGCCUGGUGUGUCUGACCUCGUACUGCGAUGCCCACCUGGAGCCUCACCACAGGGUUGCGACCUUGAAGCUGCACAAGCUGAUUGAUCCGGCGAUGAACCUGCAGGACAGGAUGUGUAAGAAGCACGAGAGGUUGCUGGAGAUGUUUUGUAAGGACGAACAAAAGUGUGUGUGCCGGUUCUGCACUGAGACUGAGCACAAAGACCACCAGGCUGUCGGAAUAGAGGACGAGAGUGGGGAGAGGAAGGUCCAGAUGAAGAAGACUGAAGCAGAUUUUCAGCAGAUGAUCCAAGAGCGACUGAGGACAGUGGAGGAGAUCCAGAGCUGGCUGAAGGUGAGCCUGAUGAGUGCAGAGAAGGAGCUGAAGGAGAGCGACCAUCUCUUUACGUCUUUGAUUCGCUCCAUCGAGGAGAGACAAACUGAAGUCAAUGCAGAGAUCACCGAGAAGCAGAAAGCAGUAGAAAGGAGGGCCGAGGAGAUAAUCAGUGAGCUGCAGCAGGAAAUUACUGAGCUGCAGAGGAGAAACACUGAGCUGGAGGAACUGAGAAACACUGAGGACCACCUGCACCUCUUACAGAGGUUGCCCUUUCUUAUGUCACCUCCGCUCACCAGAGAAUGGAUGGAGUUCAGUAUCCACCCUGAACUCUGUGUGGGGACGAUGAGGAGAGCGCUGUCUAAAGUGGAAAGCAUCCUAGAGAGUGAGCUGGACAGACUGAAGAAGGAAGAGCUGAAGAGGAUGCAGAAGUAUGCAGUUGAUGUGGUGUUAGACCCAGAUACCGCCCAUCCAAACAUCGUCCUGUCACCUGAUGGGAAGCAGGCAGGGCGUGGCGAGCUGCUGCACGUUGUUCCUGACAACCCCCAACGCUUUGACCCGGUCAUUUGCGUUCUGGGAAAGACAGGCUUCCUGUCUGGGCGGUUCUACUUCCAGGUCACAGUGGGGUCAAAGACCUACUGGGACCUGGGAGUAGUGAAGGAGUCUGUCAACAGGAAGGGGAUGAUCACCUCCAAGCCAAAAAACGGCUUUUGGACGGUGCGGCUGAGGAAUGGGGAUGAGUAUAGAGCUCUGGAAUCUCCCUCCAUACUUCUUUCUCUGAAGGAGAAGCCACAAACUGUUGGGGUGUUUACGGAUUACGAGGAGGGAACAGUGUCGUUCUUUGAUGUGGAAAACGAGUCCCACAUCUACACCUUUACUGGGUGUUUGUUCUCUGAGAGGAUCUUCCCCUUUUUAAGCCCGAGUGUCUGUGAUGAAGGAAAAAACAUGGCACCACUGGUUAUCACACCUGUCAGUCACAGCGCUUAGAAGUGUGGAUGAAUUUAAGCCACAAUCUUUUCCUUAACCAGACCAUGUAGUUGUAAUGUGUGAGGCAAGGAGCAAGGAGGAGGAAU